AUGGCGGAACUCAAGAAGGAGGGCUUCUCAUCAGAUGCCCCAAUCAAGAGUGAAUACAGCGGCGAUGAUAUCGCCAUGGCCGAGGAGGGCGGCCUGUCCGAUCCCAACCAUGUCGAGCUUCACCGUGCCCUCAAGGCGAGGCACAUCACCAUGAUUGCAAUCGGUGGUGCUAUUGGAACCGGCUUGAUUAUUGGAACGGGCGAAGCUCUCGCAAAAGCCGGUCCUGGCUCGAUCUUGAUCGGUUAUGCCUGGGUGGGUUUCAUCGUGUACUUGGUUAUGUGUGCUCUUGGCGAAAUGGCGGCAUGGCUUCCCUUGCCCUCAGGUUUUACUGGUUAUGCUGUUCGAUUCUGUGACCCUGCACUCGGAUUCACCGUGGGCUGGACGUACUGGUUUAAAUAUAUUCUCGUCACGCCAAAUCAGUUAACGGCCGGUGCUUUGGUCAUAUCAUACUGGAUUCCUGUAGAAAAGGUCAACGCCGGCGUUUGGAUUACGAUCAUCCUCCUGUUGAUCAUCAGCAUCAACUACUUCGGAGUCAAAUUCUUCGGAGAAUUCGAGUUUUGGCUGUCAUCGUUCAAAGUCAUUGUGAUUCUUGGAAUCAUUCUGCUGUCCUUCAUCUUGAUGCUCGGCGGAGGCCCAGAUCACGACCAAAAGGGAUUCAGAUACUGGAAAGACCCGGGUGCGUUUGCCGAGUACAUCGACACUGGUGCAGCUGGCCGGUUCUACGCUUUCUGGUCAACCAUGGUGUCAGCCACUUUCGCCUAUCUGGGUACGGAGCUGGUCGGUGUCACCGUUGGUGAAGCUCAGAACCCGCGCCGCACCAUUCCUCGUGCCAUUCGGUUGACAUUCUACCGUAUCCUGGUAUUCUACGUGCUUUCCGUUCUUCUGGUCGGCACCCUGGUCAAGUACAACGACCCGAAGCUGGCCUUCGCCGUCAACGCCAGCAGCUCCGCAGCUGCAUCUCCAUUCGUCGUCGCCAUCGAAAAUGCCGGAAUUCCUGCGCUCUCUCACAUUUUGAACGCGUGUAUCCUCCUCUUCGUUUUCUCGGCCGCCAACUCCGAUCUCUACAUCGCAACCCGCACAAUCUACGGUCUCGCCCGCGAAGGCAAGGCACCCAAGAUCUUCUCACGAACCGAUCGUCGCGGUGUGCCCAUCUUCGCCCUGGGUAUCUCAUCUCUCUUUGCCCUUCUCGCGUACAUGAAUGUAUCCAAUGACUCGAAGACCGUCUUCAAGUACUUCGUGAACCUGGUCACCAUUUUUGGUCUCUUAACCUGGAUUUCCAUCCUGGUCACCCAUAUCUACUUCGUCCGCGCACGCCGUGCCCAGAACGUUCCCGACAGUGAUCUCGCCUACGUCGCUCCAUUCGGCGUGUAUGGUUCCUAUGGAGCCCUGGCCUUCUGCAUCCUUAUUGCCUUCACCAAAAACUUUAACGUGUUCACUCACUCUCCGAAGUACGGCAACUUCGACUACAAGAACUUCAUCACCGCAUACCUGGGUAUCCCACUGUACCUGAUUCUGAUCUUCGGGUACAAAUUCACCCACCGCAAUGAGCCAAAGGUUACUCCGGAGAAUGCGGAUCUUUGGUCUGGAAAGGAGGAGAUUGAUCGCCAGGAGGCUGCUUAUCUUGCCCAGAAGGAUGCUCAGGUUGAGAAGCAUGCUCAGUCGAACUGGUUCUACCAGAAAUGCGUUUCUUGGCUGUUCUAA
Molecule: messenger RNA, 1701 nt
Organism: Penicillium cinerascens
Lineage: Eukaryota; Fungi; Ascomycota; Eurotiomycetes; Eurotiales; Aspergillaceae
Product: dicarboxylic amino acid permease agtA
Exons: 2
Coding region: 1-1701 (566 amino acids)
Biological process (GO): amino acid transmembrane transport
Cellular component (GO): membrane
Molecular function (GO): amino acid transmembrane transporter activity
Source: RefSeq, a predicted model, not a curated record